Trypanosoma grayi is the source of this 1179-nucleotide messenger RNA. Its product is annotated as protein kinase. The record is from RefSeq and is a predicted model, not a curated record. Gene Ontology annotation, molecular function: protein serine/threonine kinase activity; ATP binding. NCBI's taxonomy places the organism in Eukaryota, Euglenozoa, Kinetoplastea, Trypanosomatida, Trypanosomatidae. The transcript has a single exon. Bases 1 to 1179 code for a protein of 392 amino acids. Gene Ontology annotation, cellular component: nucleus; cytoplasm. Gene Ontology annotation, biological process: protein phosphorylation; intracellular signal transduction.
AUGAACCGGUACUCAAUUAUGGGUCAGCUGGGCGAUGGUUCGUUCGGUGUGGUGAGCAAGGCCCAGCAGGUUAGUAGUGGGGAAAUCGUGGCAGUAAAGAAGAUGAAGCAACGCUUUUCUAGCUGGGAGGAGUGCCUACAGCUUCGCGAGAUACAGUCUCUGAGGAAACUGCAGCACCCAAACAUUGUGAAGCUCAAAGAAGUGGUGCGUGAAAACACAGAGCUCUUUCUAAUAUUUGAGUACAUGGAAAUGAAUCUGUUCAACAUACAACGGACGCGGGCAGAGCAAAUGAGUGGUGCACAGAGAAUCUUUAAUGACCGCGAAAUCCGUAGCAUCAUGUGUCAAACCUUGCUGGCUGUACAGGCGAUCCACAAGAGUGGUUUUAUGCAUCGAGAUCUAAAGCCGGAGAACUUGCUUACUAAGGGGGACAUCGUGAAGGUUGCUGAUUUCGGAUUAGCUAAAGAAAUCCGCUCCCGACCACCUUUUACCGGAUACGUUUCGACUCGCUGGUACAGAGCACCUGAGAUUAUUCUACAUUCUACUCACUACAACUCACCGGUAGAUAUAUGGGCAUGUGGUGUAAUAUUUGCGGAAUUAUAUCUCUGUCGGCCACUUUUUCCAGGUUCGUCUGAAACCGAUCAACUGUUCAAGAUUUGUUCUGUGCUCGGAGCUCCCAGUCCUUCUGAAUGGGAUGAAGGAUAUCAGCUCUCGCGUCGUAGCAGCAUGCGGUUUCCUACUGUGGCACCAACACCGUUGAAACAACUUCUAAGUAAUGCUCCACCAGCUGCCAUUGACUUGAUAGAGCAGAUGCUGCGGUUUAACCCAAGUGACCGCCCUACAGCGACGCAGUGCUUACAACACCCCUAUUUCACGGGAACCAACAGUGUGGCCGAGGCAGGGGGCACGACGACAGCGCUUUAUGCGGGAAUUAGCACGGGCCAGCCACACAAUCCAUUUCAAUUUGCAACAAUGCACGCUUCAACGCCAAAUGGACCGAGCCAGGGCAGCGUGGGACUUAGAGCAAACGGUGGGAGCCCUCCACCCGUUUCAUGUGUUGCGUCACGACUGUUGUCUCCGAAUACGACCAUGCCUGGAAUUAGCCCAUAUGUUGGCAUCGUGCGAUCAGUUCCUCAGAGCACUUCGAAGGCGUCGGCAGCCGACGAUGAAUUUAACUUUUAG